UCCUGCACAGCUCCAGGGUGAUGAAGAGGUUAAGCCUGCCUCUGAGCCGGAGUAUUUCCCCCCCAGCCCAUCAGAACCAGCUGCCUCCUCCAGUCCUCCACUUCAUGCAGCAGCUGAGUAGACAUGGACUCAUCCGAACUUUAAACCAUUCUUUGUCCCCGCUCGUGUGUCUUCCGGUUGAAUGUGCAUGGAACAAUAACUUUUUGCCCCAGCUUUCCAGUGUGGAGGUGUAUUAUUGGGGCUCUGCUGCUUUCUUCUCCUCCGUUGGCUCCAUACUCAUGCGUCGGGAAUGCCAUGGCCACUCCGAGCGCACAGCAGCAGCAGCACCACCACCACCAGCAGCAGCAGGAUUAUUUCAGGUCCGUGAGCAGCGAGUCCACCACAUACAUGAUGGUUCCGACCGGCGGGCAGAGCGGGACAGGCCGCCGGGAAGCGCCGUCCAAGAUGUGGCUGGCUAUGGUGGUGAUCGUGGUGGUGGUGCUGCAGAUCGCCUCCACCACAGGGCUCUUUGUCUACCUGAACAUGUCCAUAUCACAGGUGCGUAGCCAAGGAGUAACAGAGGAGUUAAAGUGCCUGAGUUUACUGAAUGCUCUGGAUAAAGACCAGGACAUCCCAGACCAGCUGGCACAGCUCUUUGGAGAGCCUUGCAUCAAACUGGCUGAAGGAAUCAAGGCCUAUAUCUCAAAGGUGACGGAGAACUUCAUCUCCAAACAAACAUUCAUCGAGGCAAGAACAAUGCCUCGCACUUACAACAACUCCAAGUUCGUGGGCUCUGUGGCCCAAAGGCCAUCAGCCCACCUGACCCUUAGAGACACCAGCUCUCAAGGGUUCCCUCCAUAUCAUAUUCCAACACUAGGUCUCCACCAGUCCUGUCGCCAUGUUGUCCGCACAUGGGCCAAUCAGAGCUUUGGAGCUCACCUGCACAACAUGACCCUGAGCAACGGGAAGCUGCGAGUUCCUCAGGAUGGGCGGUACUACCUGUACUCACAGGUUUACUUUCGGUAUCCGUCCCCAGCAGCCAGUGAUGGGGACCAGCGCAGUGUCAGCCACCAGCUGGUGCAGUGUGUCUACAAGAAGACGUCCUACCCAAGUCCUAUUCAGCUUUUGAAGGGCGUGGGAACCAAGUGCUGGGCUCCAGAUGCCGAAUAUGCCCUGCACUCUGUUUACCAGGGAGGACUGUUCGAAUUGAGAGCCGGAGACGAGCUCUUUGUCUCGGUUUCUUCGCCAACUAUGGUCAAUGCAGAAGAUUCCUCCAGUUACUUUGGUGCUUUUCGUCUGGACCUCUAAACGGACACAAUGGGAGUCAGCAGAACAACGCAAGAAAAAGAAAACGACUGUAUGGAGACACUGUGAUGGGCGUCGUUUGAUUAUCCAUCAAUUACGAAAAAUGUUCGUCUGGAUCCUAGAUCCUUUUUUGUGUACCUGGACAGAAACACUGAAGAAUGGAAGAGGUUGAGGGAGGGGGGAAAUGAACACCGCUUAAGGAGAGGGAAAGUAAAUAAUGGACUUGUCCAUCCUGCUCUCCGUAAAAAGAAAAACAAGUGGACAAAAGCAAGAUUAUGCCAAGAAACAUGCAAUCAUGAAUGUGAGGACUGAAAAUAGUUCUUUCCUGAGGGAAUUUUCUAAGAAGAAGUCAUUGAAGAACUUCUGUCAGAUGAGCAUGAUUAAAACAAAUUCGAACAUCCCAAAGUCACACGUCAAUCUAAAAGGUUCUUCUCUUUUAGUCGGAAGCAAUCCCUCUUGGAUUUCUGAACCAAAGAAUGUACUCAUCGAUCUUCUGCAUCAAAGAUGUGAAGACUAUUGAAUGGUAGCGGAAGAAGAUCAAACGUUCAAACCAAAGCAAAUAUUUUUAUUGAGUGUACCUUUUCUAUGUGUGCCAUGAGAGUGCUGUACAUACGUAGGCAUUACAGUGGGAGUUAGAUGACUACGGCCUGUGGUAAUUGUUUUUCUAUUUUAAAAUCUAUUUCAUGUAUUUUACAUUGACUGGACUGAAAACCACUUGGUCUAUCUCCAGACCACCUUCUUGCAACACUAGUAUUGUGGAUUUUAUGCAAAUAAGGAUUGCCACUUAUGAUUGGACGCUGUAGAAAGACACUGUGGUAAGAACUUUUCCAAUAAAUCUGCGAAGAAAGGAUUAGUGAAAACAAAGAGGAAGAAGAGGGAGAAAGGUCCAUAAGAAUGGGGCCAGCAGAAGAAGAUCUACUGAGGGUGGCAUGUAGCAUGACCAGUCACUUUCUCCAACCUCCUCUUGAUUCUUUCUCUCUUUUUUCACGUAAGCAAUAAAUACACGUUGCCUUUCUCGCUUAACCUGUGAUACUGCAUUGUGUUUCUAUUUUAAGGAGCCAGAAAGAAAAAAUAGACAAGUUGUACAAUCAUCAUCACAGACAUUUACAAUAAGCGUUGGAUGAAGUGUUGUUUGAUCACUGACUAGUUUUUUUCCCCCACACAGUACUUUAAAGGGCUAUGUUGAAACUAGUAUGGUGGACCCUUUUACUGAAAUCCAUUUGCAGAAAUGUUCAGAUACCAACUUACUUUAACUUUGAUUGAUUUUGUUACCAUGUAAGUCACAAAUAAACACUUUCAGCUGCUGUGGCUUUCUUCAAAAGCAACAAAAAGUCAUGCUGGUUUCAAAGGUUUACCAAAAAAAAUGGAGUUCAUGGGGAGCUUAUCUUUGGCAGGUAUGAACAUUUUGCACACAUGGAAGUGGACUGAAUUCAGUUCGGGAAAAAAGUUUAAUUUUUUUUAUGAAUUAGCAAGAAAAUAAAUAAAUAAAAUUAUACCU
Nothobranchius furzeri (turquoise killifish) is the source of this 2782-nucleotide messenger RNA. RefSeq names its product TNF superfamily member 10, like (gene tnfsf10l). Gene Ontology annotation, molecular function: tumor necrosis factor receptor binding. The record is from RefSeq and is a predicted model, not a curated record. Gene Ontology annotation, biological process: immune response. NCBI's taxonomy places the organism in Eukaryota, Metazoa, Chordata, Actinopteri, Cyprinodontiformes, Nothobranchiidae. Gene Ontology annotation, cellular component: membrane.